AUGUUAAUGUGCAUGCGUGUAUGGCGGGCAGGUGCGCGCGUGCGACGGCGGGGCGCCGGCGCGCUGCAGCGUGGCGCGCGCGCGCGCGUGCGGGCGGCGCGCGCGGGCGGCGGCGCGGCGCCGCGCGUGCGCGCUGUGGCGCCGCUGCAGGCCGCCGAGCUGGACGCGCCCGGCUUCCUGCUGGCGCUGCUGCAGGCCUCCGACCCCGACGGGGAUGCGCUAUACUAUGAUAUAGUUGGUGGUGACCCCCGGCAUCAGUUCUAUAUAGGGCGAGAGGACGGCAGCCUGGUGCUGGCGCGCCGCCUGCUGUGGGAGGAGCAGGCGCAGUACGCGCUCAACGUGUCCGUCACCGAUGGACUCAACACGGUUUACACAUUAGUGAACAUAACAGUGAUCAACGACGCCAACGAGGGCGGCGUGACGUUCUCACGCAGCGAGUACGUCGCUGAGGUGUCGGAGGCGGCGCGCGCGGGCGAGGCGCUGCUGACGCUGACGGCGCGCGCGGGCGCCCCGGGCCUCGCGGCGCCGCGCCUGCUGUACGGGCUGGCGGCCGCGCGCGCGCCGCGCGACCUCGCGCUCUUCCGCCUGCACGAGCUGUCCGGCGUGCUCGAGCUGGCGCGCCCGCUCGACAGAGAGACGGCGUCCGUCCACGAGCUGACCGUGUGGGCGCGCGACCAGGCACCGCGCGCGUCCGUGGCGUACGCGCGCGUGACGGUGCGCGUGCACGACGCGGACGAGCACGCGCCGGAGUGGGGCCGGCGCCUGUGGGAGGCGCGGCUGGCGCGCGGCGCGGCGCCGGGCGCGCUGGUGGCGCCUCUGCGCGCGGCCGACCGCGACGCGGGCGACGCGGCGCGCGUGCAGUACGCGCUGGCGGGCGGCGCGGGGCUGUUCGCGGUGGACGCGCUGGGCGACGUGCGCCUGGCGCGCGCGCUGCCCGCCGCCGGCCCGCGCGACUACACGCUGCACGUGCGCGCCUCCAACCCGCCGCCCAGCACGCGCUCCUCAACGCUGCCGCUGCACAUCCUGAUCGUCGAACCGGAUGACGCACCGCCUAGGUUCACGUCGGACGACGUGGUGUGCGAGGUUUACGAGAACGAGCCGGCGGGCACGGUGCUGGCGGCGCUGGAGGCGCGCAGCGCGUCGGCGGUGUGGUACUCGCUGCGCGGCGGCGCCGGCCUAUUCGCGCUCAACCCCGCGGCCGGCGUGCUGUCGCUGGCGGCGCCGCUCGACUACGAGGCCGGGGACCUGUACAAUGUCACCGUCACAGCACUCAACAUGGGCGGUGGCAGCGCCGAAGCACACGUCACCAUACAUGUCCUAGAUCGUAACGAAUUUCCGCCGAUUCUACUUCGUCGAGAGUAUCACGGACGAAUUUCAGAGGCGGCAGCCGUGGGCGCGCUGGUGCAGGACGCGGGGCGCGAGGCGGGCGCGCCGCUGGUGCUGCAGGUUGCGGACGGGGACUCGCCCGCCAAUGCGCAGCGCGCCUUCGAGAUUCUCGACCCCGGCGCCGCCGCGCUGUUCCGCCUCGACGCCACCACCGGCGCGCUGCAGCUCUCCGCCGCUUUGGACUACGAGACCGCCCAGAUACAUCGCUUUACCGUCAAAGUCGUAGACAUGGGAAAUCCAAAGUUGCCUUCGGACAGUAUCGCAAAAGUAACCGUCGAAGUGAUCAACGUCAACGACUGCCCCCCGACGUUCGAGCAGGCGUCGUACGAGGCCACGGUGCUGCUGCCCACGGCGGCCGGCGUGCGCGUGCUGGCGCUGCGCGCGCGCGACCGCGACGGCGACGCGCUCAAGUACGAUAUCAUGGAGGGCGACGCGCGCGGCGCCUUCGCGCUGUCGGCGGGCGGCGAGCUGCGCGUGGCGGCGCCGACCGCGCUGGCCGCGCUGGGCGCCGCGCCGCGCCUGCGCGUGCGCGUGUCCGACGGCCUGUACUCCGGCACGGCGCGCGUCGACGUGCACGUGCGCGAGCCCGACAACUCCGGCCUGGCUUUCCAGAAAGCGGACUACUACGGAUCCGUCGUCGAGAAUUCGACUAAGCCUGCCACCGUUGCCGUUCUGAACGUACUCGGGGCGGCGCUCAACGAGCACGUCGAGUUUCGCAUACUAAAUCCUAUUGAAGGUUUCGAGGUGGGUACGACAUCGGGAGCAGUGCGUAGCACCGGCGUGGCGCUGGACCGCGAACAGCGUGACUCGUACACACUGCUGCUGCAGGCGCGCAGCGCGGCGGGCGCGGGCGGCGGCGGCGGGCGGGUGGCGCACGCGCGCCUGCACGUCACCGUCACGGACGUCAAUGACAACUGCCCCGUGUUCACGGAGCGGCCCUACGUGGCGGCGGUGCUGGCCGGCGCGGACCCCGGCGAGCCGGUCAUCCGAGUGCACGCCGUCGACCUCGACGCCAAUGAUAACGGAGAGGUUCGGUAUGAAAUGAAACGAGGACACGGCGAAUUGUUCCGCGUGGAUCGCCGCACCGGUCAGAUAACAUUAAAGCAGACCUUGGACGCACAUAAUCAGCUAUAUACGUUGGUCAUCGCGGCUUUCGACGGCGGCACGCCGGCGUGCGGCGCAGAGGCGGAGGUGGCGGUGCGCGUGUGGGGCGGCGGCGCGGCGCCGGCGUGGCACGCGGCGCACGAGGCGCGCUCCGUGCGCGAGGACGCGGCGCCGGGCAGCGCGCUGGGAGCGCCGCUGCAGGCGCACUCGCCGCUCGGCCGCCAGCUCAUCUACACGCUGCACGACGGCGCCACCGACCUCUUCGAGAUACACUUCGAUACAGCGCCCGACAGAGGGAGUGGUCCGUGCUCGCUGGUGGCGCGCGCGGCGCUGGACCACGAGGCGGCGCCGCGCCACGCGCUGACGGUGCGCGCCACGGACGGCGUCACCGGCGCCUACGCCGACCUCGCGCUCACGCUCACCGUGCUCGACGUCAACGACUGCGCGCCCGAGUUCGACCACGACGAGUACCGCGCCAACGUGUCCGAGGCCGCGGCCGUCGGUGACCUCGUGCUGCAGGUGCAUGCGGACGACGCAGACAGCGGCGCAAACGGUGAAGUGACUUAUUCCUUAUCGUCGUGGGGCCCCGCGGAUGCGGGUGACGAGGCGGAGGCGUCGUUCGCGGUGGACGCGGCGACGGGCGCGGUGCGCGUGGCGGCACCGCUGGACCGCGAGCGCCGCGCCGCGCACCACCUGCUGCUCACGGCCAGUGACGCCGGCCGCCCCCAGCUACUUACUACCGCGCAUCUCUUCAUAAUCGUGGAAGACGUGAACGACUGCGCGCCGCGCAUGGAGCGCGGCGUGGUGGCGGCGCUGGUGUCGGAGGAGGCGGCGCGCGGCACGGCGCUGGCGCGCGUGGCGGCGUGGGACGCGGACGCGCGCGACGCGGGCGCGCUGCGCUACGCGCUGGCCGGGCCCGGCGCGCGCGCGCUGGCCGUGCACGCGCGCACCGGCGUUCUGUCACUGCUGGACGCGCGCCUCGCCGCCGCGCGCUCGCUCAACGUGUCGGUGUCGGACGGCGCGCACGCCGCCUUCGCGCGCGUCAAGCUCUCGCUCGCGCCCGCCAACCGCGCGGCGCCGCACUUCCCGCACCUGGUGCACGAGGCGCGCGCGCUCGAGAACCAGCCGCCGCCGCUCCUCCUCACCACGGUGAAGGCGUACGACGACGACCUGGGCGAGUACGGAACCAUCACGUACUCCAUCCCGUCGGCGAAGUUGCGGGAGACGUUCGCCAUCGACGCGCAGAGCGGCGCGCUGACUACGCGCGUGCCGCUGGACCGCGAGCGGCGUGCCGAGUGGGAGGUGCCGGUGACGGCCAGCGACGGCGGCGGGCGGCUGCGCCACACGGCUGUGCGCGUGCGCGUGGCCGACCUCAACGACCACGCGCCCGAGUUCCCGCUGCGCGAGUACCGCGCCGCCGUGCGCGCCGACCGCGCGCCGCGCGCGCCAUUCCUCACGCUGGCGGCGGCCGACGCCGACGCCGGCGACAACGCGCGCCUCACCUACUCGCUGUACGAGGGUGAGCUGGACUCCGACGCCGCCGGCCUCUUCGCCGUGGACGCGCUCACCGGCGCGCUCUCCUUCGCGCGCAACGCCUCCGCCUUCGGCGGGCGCACGGUGCAGGUGUGGGUGCGCGCGCGCGACGGCGGCGGGCUGGCGGGCGAGGCGGGCGUGGCCGUGAGCGUGCUGGCGCCGGCGCAGCGCGCGCCGCGCCUGGCGCCGCCGCCGCCCGACGUGUUCCUGCCCGAGGACGCGGCGCCCGGCACGCUGGUGGCGCAGCUGCGGCCGGCCGGCGCGCCCGCGCUGCCCGCGCUGCGCCUGGCGCCGCCCGCGCGCGCCACUGACCUGUUCGCGCUGGACGCCGCCGGCCGCCUCGUGCUCGCUGCGCCGCUCGACCGGGAGACCGCGCAGGAACAUGUUAUCGGUAUCAUAGCAGAAGGGCCGGGCAGCCCCGCGCCCGCCACCAUGGUCAUCACGCGCCUGCACGUGCUGGACGUCAACGAGCACGCGCCCGUCUUUCACUCGCAGCCCUACGUGGUGCAGCUCGCCGAGAACACGCCGCCGCACUCCAGCGUGCUACAGUUGAUGGCGGACGACCCGGACUCGGGGUCUAACGGCGAAGUGAAGUUCUCGCUGGGCGAGACGGAGGAGGCGGUGCCGUUCGCGGUGGACGCGGACAGCGGCUGGGUGACGACGACGGCGGCGCUGGACCGCGAGGCGCGCGCCGAGUACCGCCUACCGCUGCUGGCCACCGACGCCGGCGCGCGGCGCCGCUCCGCGCGCGGCGCGCUCGUCGUGCGCCUCGUCGACUACAACGACUGCCCGCCACAGUUCACGCAGGACACCUACACGGCCGAGGCUUGCAUCCCAGAAGCAUAUGACAAUUACAUUAGGCGCGCUGAAAGUAAUAUCAAAGCCAAUCCUUUAGGUUUUUGGGAUUACAUCAGUAGUUUGCGGGUUAAAGGGGGAUUUGAGCCUAACGUUACUUUAAAUGGUUGCAUGCACUCCGGAGUAGAUGCAGUCGAAGCCUUUGCAAAUUUCUUUGCAGACGUGUUCUUAUCUGAGGUGCCAAAGCUAACUGUGGAUGAGGUGCGCGAGGACGCGGCGGCGGGCACGGUGGUGGCGCGGCUGGCGGUGCGCGACGCGGACGCGGCGGGCGCGCCGCUCAGCUACUUCGUGGCGGCGGGCGACGCGCGCGCGCGCUUCCAGCUGCGCGCCUCGGGCGAGCUGUACGUGGCGCGCGCGCUGGACCGCGAGGCCGCGCCCGCCUACGCGCUGUCCGUGGCCGCCACCGACGGCAAGUUCACCGCCUACACCACCGUGCACAUCACCGUGCUCGACGUCAACGACAACCCCCCGUACUGCGUGCGGCACCGCUACCGCGUGCGGCUGGCGGAGGACGCGGCGCGCGGCACGCGGCUGCUCACGCUGCUCACGCGCGACGACGACGAGCCGCACAACGCGCGCCUGCGCUACUUCCUCACCGGCGACCACGCCGACCACUUCACCAUAGACAAGGAGACGGGCGUGGUGAGCGUGGCGGCGGCGCUAGACCGCGAGGCGCUGGGCGCGUACCAGCUUACGGCGCACGCGCAGGACCGCGAGCGCGCGGACUGGGAGUGCAGCUCGCAGCUGGAGGUGGCGCUGGACGACGUCAACGACAACGCGCCGCGCUUCUCCGCGCCGCUCUACAGCGUCACGCUGCCCGAGGACGCCGAGCUCGGCACGCUCGUAGCUAAGGUACAUGCCACGGAUGAUGAUUUGGGAGAAAACAGACUGAUUCGCUACUCGUUCGCCGAAGAAGUUAAUGACGCAUUCGAGCUCGCGGCCGACAGCGGCAUCAUCACCCUGCGCGCGCCGCUGGACCGCGAGACGCAGGCCGAGCACCGCCUCGUGUUGCGCGCCGUCGACGCCGGCCGCCCGCCGCGCUCCGCCACCGCCACCGUGCGCCUCACCGUCGCCGACGUGAACGACAACCCGCCCGAGUUCGAGUUCCGGCAGUACCGCGCCGCCGUGCCCGAGCUGCACGCGCCCGGCGCCGAGCUGCUGCGAGUGCGCGCCACCUCGCGCGACACCGGCGUCAACGCCGACGUCUACUACUCGCUCGUCGGCGGCGACGACCGCGACGACUUCGCCGUGCAUCGCUCCACGGGCGUCCUCACUAUAGCCAAACCGCUCGACUACGAACGCCGCAAAGAGUACUUCCUGACGGUGCAGGCGGUCGACGGGGGCUCGCCUCCUCUCAGUGAUCACGCGACUAUCAACAUCACCGUGACGGACAGCAACGACAACGCGCCCGUGUUCUCGCAGGCGUCAUACGGCGCGAGGGUGCGCGAAGAUGCCGCGAUGGGGACCCGCAUCGUGCAAGUGAUCGCGGACGAUGCCGACGCGGGGGCUAACGGCCGCGUGUCGUACUCCAUAGCGCGCGGAGACCGCGCCGGCCGCUUCGCCGUGGACGCGGACACCGGCUACGUGUGGGUGGCGGCGCCGCUGGACCGCGAGGCCGACCCCGCCUACGUGCUGGAGGUGCGCGCGCGCGACCGCGGCGUGCCCGCGCUGGAGGCCACAGCGCUGGUCAACGUCGAAGUACUCGAUGCCAACGAUAACCCUCCAGUAUUCGAACAUAAUAAUUAUACGGCCGUCGUGCAAGAAGAUAAACCCCUGGGACACACCAUUCUCAAAUUCGUCGUCGAAGAUGCGGACUCUCCUCCUAACGCAGCACCAUAUACAUUCGAUUUUCAGUCUGGCAAUGAAAUGGGUGCUUUUCGCUUGGAGCAAGAUGGUUACUUGCGUUCGGCGACACGUUUCAACCAUCGCAUCAAAGAUCGAUAUAUUUUACAAGUGCGUGUAUUUGAUAACGGAACACCGCCACUAUUUUCUGACGCGUGGGUAUAUAUAAAAGUCAUCGAAGAAUCACAAUAUCCACCGGUGGUGACUCCUCUCGAGAUCGUUGUUAAUUCAUACCUCGACGAAUUUCCAGGCGGUGUUAUCGGACGCGUCUUUUCAUCAGACCGUGACGCUUACGACUCCGUUUCCUAUGCGCUAGUUCCUGUGGAUGGCGCUCCGUAUCCAGCUAACGACUUAUUUGAAAUCGACCCUCAAGAUGGCACACUACGUGCCGCACCUCGCCUCGACGUGGGAGACUAUCGUCUGAAUGUAACCGUUAAUGAUGGAAAAUUCAUCGGUUUCGCGAUCGUUCGUAUAGCAGUCGUCUUAAUAUCCGACGAGAUGCUCUCUCAAGCUGUUGUAGUGCGGUUCCGAGCAGUUACGGAUAGGGAUUUCGUUUUAAGCCAUAGAAAGGGAUUUGUACGCGCAGUGAGCGAGGCAACUGACUGUGAACUGAAUGAUGUAAUUAUAAUUAGUGUACAGCAGUCGGGAGAAGAUACAGAGACGGAACCUGCAAGAGUGAAACGUCAAGUCGCUCAAGACUUAGACGUAGCCUUCGCAGUUCGCUCGCCCGGAGCCGACGGAUUCUUGCUCGCCGACGCGCUGCGGCGCCGGCUGCACGCGCACGUCGAGCGCCUGGAAGAGCGCACGCGCCUCGUGGUGGAGGAGCUGGUGCGCGCGGCGUGCGGCGGCUGCGUGCACGGCGCCUGCGCCGAGCGCGUGCAGCUGCGCGCCGGCGCCGCGCGCGCCGUCGCCGCCGACGUGUUCGCGCUCGUGGCGCCGCCGCACCGCCUGCGCAGCGAGUGCGCCUGCGCGCGGGGCUACACCGGCGACCGCUGCGAACGCGCCUACAACGAAAUCGAUGGAAGCUCGAGUGGAACUUGCGAAUGCGAUGCCACUAACUGUGACCCUGCGCUAGUACCUCCCGGGUAUCGUUGCUGCGAAGAAGACUGUCGACCGCCAGCCUCUGUAGCACACCUGGCCGGUGACGGCUACCUCGUCUAUCGGUUGGAACGCGGAGUCGUGGAAGGCUCCCGUCUUCUCGACGAUGAGCUCGUCGUGUCACUGCGGUUCCGCACGCGAAGCCCCCGCGGCACGUUGCUGUACGCGGCGGGGCGCGUGGACUACGCGGUGCUGGAAGUGGUGGAGGGACACGUGCAGUUCCGCAUGGAGCUGGGUGGCGGCGAGGCGCGGCUGCGCGCAGGCGGGCCGGUGACGGACGGCGCGUGGCACGAGCUGCGCCUGGAGCGGCGCGGCGCGGGCGCGCGCCUGGCCGUGGACCGGCGCGCGGCGCAGGCGCAGGCGCCGCCGCCCGCCGCCGUGCUAGACGCGCGCGCCGACCGCCUGCUGCUCGGCGCUAUGCUGCAGCGACACGCGCACGCCCUGGCACCGGAACAGGUAACUUACGGAUUCCACGGCUGCAUUUCGGAUAUAAAGCUCGGAGGAGCGACCUUACCUCUCGACGAGGGCGGCACGUCGAACGACGGGCGCGCGCAGCUGGUGCGGCGCGUGCGCGUGCGCGUGGCGGCCGCGUGUCCCGCGCUGCCGCCGCCCGGGCCCUGCGCCGCGCAGCCCUGCCUCAACGGCGGCUCGUGCCGCGAGGACGCGGGCGGCGUCGAGUACGAGUGCGCCUGCCACGACCGCUUCCGGGGCCGCCACUGCGAGGUGGACUCAGACCCGUGCGCAUCGCAGCCCUGCCUGCACGGCGCGCUGUGCUCGGCCGAGGACGGCGCGUUCCGCUGCGCGUGCGCCGCGGGGCUGUCGGGCGCGCGCUGCGAGCGCGGGCGCUGGUGCGCGGCCGGCGUGUGCGCGCACGGCGGCGCGUGCGAGGAGGGCGAAUGGGGCCCGUCGUGCCGGUGCCGCGGGUACUACGGCCCGCGCUGCCAGUACGACGUCGACGAGUGCGUCGGCGAGCCCUGUCUCAACGGAGCCACGUGUCUCAAUGAGCCAGGCUCCUUCCGUUGUCUAUGUCCGCCUGAUAAAACUGGUAUGAACUGUGGCAACCCAUUGUACUCGGACGCUGUGGUGGCGGGCGAGGCGGCGGGCGGCGGGCGCGUGCUGCGCGAGCUGUGGGCCUGGGCGCUGGACGCGCGCUGGCCGCUGGGCGCGGCGGCGGGCGCGCUGCUGCUGCUGCUGCUGCUGGCGCUGCUGCCGGCGGCGCGGCGCUGCCGGCGCGCGCGGCCGCCGCCGGCGCCGCUCAACAGCGCCAUGGACAAGCUGCCGCCGCGCGCCUCCAAGCUGUCCAACCUGGAGGCGGUGCGGCGCGGCCGACCCGCCUCCUGCGCCGACCCACCGCCGCUCAACAACAUCGACACGCUGCGCUCCUACGGCUCCGCCGGCGACGAACUGGAAGGCAUCCCCCCAGACUAUCUGCGUAAUUUAAACAUCGAACCAGUCGACCGAAAACCCUGGUCCGAGCAAAUGCAUCUGCAGACGUUUGUAGAUAAUAAAAUUUACAACGAUUUGAAAAGCUGCAACACACGUGUGCGCGUGCCGUCGCCGGCGAGCGCGCGGCGGCCGGGCGGCGGCGCAGGCGCGGGCGAGCCGCACCUCGUGGGCGGCUACCACUGGGACUGCUCGGACUGGUGCGGCGGCGGCGGCGCGCUGCCCGGCAUCAGCGAGGUGGCGGGCUCCGAGCGCCCGGACUCCUCCUCGCCGCCCUCCCCGCCCUCGCCGCGCUCCCCGCGUCCGCCGCGCCUCUCGCCGCGACGCACUCUCCCUCUCGCCUUCGAUACAGACUCGGCGACUGACGAUCACGAUCCUUUACGUUUUACUGAUGCAUCGUCAUAUCUUCUCAAUGUUGAAGAAUACUCUCCUGCCGGCGACGACGGUACGCUACGAGCCCGCGUCGUCCGCGAGCCCGACGCGCACAGCCUCAUUACGAUGCUCGAAGAGCGGCAUUCGCUGCUGGGCGACGGCGGGUCGUGCAGCGACCUGUCCGCCAACCUGUGCGAGAUCGAGGACUCGGAGGCGGAGGGCGAGGAGGCGCCGGCAGUGCCGCCGCCGCCGCCGCGCCAUACGGACGUG
Molecule: messenger RNA, 9903 nt
Organism: Brenthis ino (lesser marbled fritillary)
Lineage: Eukaryota; Metazoa; Arthropoda; Insecta; Lepidoptera; Nymphalidae
Source: the annotation of a GenBank genome assembly